AUGACGACCUAUGGAACUAUACCUACAGAACCAUUGCCAUCCGCGAACGUAGCUAUCGUUUCACAAGCAAAAGAACAGAUUGAGUUAUGCCUUGGCAUACAAAGACCAUGGCUGGAGAUGAUUCAGCUCCAAAAUCUCAGACCUCCCUCCUCCUUAAACCAAUCUAUCGAAAGAAUCAGGACAAACGUUGCCUUCUUCCGCAUGAACUACACCAUUAUCAUAUUGGCCAUUCUCUUCAUAAGCCUUUUAUGGCACCCCAUCUCAUUGCUACUCAUGAUCGUCCUGAUGGCUGCAUGGUUGUCUCUAUAUUAUUUACAUGACAAACCCUUGAUGGUUUUAGACCAUGACAUCGAUCAUCGAUUCCUGAUGACAGCUUUGUUCUUGGUCACGGCCCUCGUGCUGUUCCUUACCAAUGUGAAAUAUAACAUUAUAAGGGCACUUUCUUUUGGCCUUGCUUUUGUUUUGGUUCAUGGAGCUUUAAGGGAGCCUGAGGACGUCUUCGUUGUCGAUGAUGAAGAAGGAUCAGGCGGGGGCUCUGUUCAGAAACUCCCUCUGAAAAAUGCUGCCUCUUCUUCUUAUUCUCUGUCUCAAUAG
Messenger RNA from Fragaria vesca subsp. vesca, 594 nucleotides. RefSeq names its product PRA1 family protein F2-like. Gene Ontology annotation, biological process: vesicle-mediated transport. Gene Ontology annotation, cellular component: endoplasmic reticulum; Golgi apparatus. The record is from RefSeq and is a predicted model, not a curated record. The transcript has a single exon. The coding region runs from base 1 to 594 and encodes 197 amino acids. Lineage: Eukaryota; Viridiplantae; Streptophyta; Magnoliopsida; Rosales; Rosaceae.